CCUCUUUGUUCUUGCAACCGUUUCCGCUAGCACUAGAUGUUUGUAAGCUAGCUACGUUAGCUCUACCUUUUUUUUUUAAAGUGGUGCCUUAUGUGACUAGAUUGUCACCAAUCCUGGAAAUGUUAAUCUAAAGGUGUGUGUUUUUUGGCUUUCAUAACAGCAGGAAUACCAUUUGUAGCUUGAAAGGGUGCAACAAUGAACAUGGAACCAGUUGGGACCCCGGUCCCUGUCGCAGAGCCGCAGGGAAAAGAUGUGGGAUCAAGCCCAGAGAGGAUCAUGAGUGAAGCAGGAAACACAACAGAUAAGAAACCCCACAGCUCAGAUCCUUUAAAGGAAACUCCAGUACAAGACAAGGAGGAAGAUAAACCUGCUGGUUUGGAGCCCCCUGUGGACUGGUUUGAGCCCCUUGAGGAGGAUGACAAUGAUGAAGUUGAAAGCCUGGCAGGAGAAAGUGAAAUGAGUGUGAGCGGGGCGGGCAGCGAGAAGAAUCACCUGAAGGUUCAUAAGUUUCAGCAGCCCCGCCGUAAGCGAUCGAGUCCCGAGGAAGGAUGGGAUGUAUGGCCAAUACUUGGAGAUGGUUGGAAACGCAAAGAAGUUAUCCGGCGCUCAGGUUCUAGCAUUGGACAGAAGGAUGUGUAUUACAUAAGUCCGAAAGGUGACCGAGUGAGAAGCCGCGUCGAGCUGACGUCAGUGUUGGAGGGAGUCGACUUGUCAACCUUUGAAUACAAGUCAGGAAGGUUUAUCCCAGGCGGAGUCCCCCCCACGAGAGUCCGCAUCAGAGCGAAGAGGAAGAUCCCGGAGAGUUCAUCCUCAGAGUCCAGCUUUGUGGAGAGAGGGGAGGGGACCGACACCCCCGACUCUCUCCACAGACUCACCCCAAACCUGGGGCCCAAAACCGUCCCGUCCCAACCGACUGUUUGGUUGGCACAGAGCACAGUAGUAAUACCAACACAACAAUAUGAAUAUCCACCGGCGGAAAAGGAAAUUAAACUUCCCCUUCCUUCAUCAUCCAGAGCUCUCCCCCUCCCCUCUAUAAACGGAGAUAUCAGCUCAGAGGAAAACACACUGGUUUGUUCCAGGUGCGGUAUUUCCUUCACAGGCACGUGGUAUGAUAAGCAAAGGAAGAGACCCUUCUGUCCCACCUGCUGGGCCGCCUCGAAGACAAAAGUGCAUCCGAUGGUUCGAUUCAGGAAGUGGAUUCCAUGCGGGCAGUGUGUGGGAUGCCUCAACACGGUCAACUGUGGCCACUGUGCCAACUGCAAGAAUGGACUGCAGAGCCCAGAGUCGCGGAAACGCUUAUGCCGGGGACGCAAAUGUAUUUGUCCUAUUCGCAAGAGCCCUGGAAGUGGGGGCUUCGUGCCGCAGCAGCCGUACAACGAAAUUCCAGAUACGUUUGAAGACUGCUUGAGUUUUCAGAGUGAAGUCACGGACUCGCAGCACCUGAGUCUGAAGAGCAGCGACACAGAGAACUUCUCCAUCAACGUGGACAUCGAUGAUGACGAUGACAUGUCAACUGACGAUGAUGAUGAUUGGCAUAAGAAGCGGAAGCGGCGGUCCUGUGGAGAUUGUAAAGCCUGUCAGUGCAGGAUAGACUGCGGCACGUGUGAUUUCUGUGCCGACAAACCAAAGUUCGGAGGCAGCAACAAGAAGAGGCAGAAGUGUCGACUACGCCAGUGUCAGAGACAGGCGAUGAGACACUUGCUGCCGUACCAGAGGGGACAAAAAGACCCCGGGUCAGAAAACUUAUGGUUGCCGGGCAGACCUCGAACUUACAACACAUACAGCAGAAAGUCAGGUCUAAAGAAAGGCAAAGGACCAUCGGGCUUAGACUUCACUGACAACGAAGACGAAGACAGUAACUUGCAAGCAAUGAACUGGAACCCUGAGAUGACCAGUGCUGACAGUCUCUCCUAUGAACUGAAUGUGAGAAACCACCAAUCAUCUAUGCAGUCAAAUCAUUUGGACUUCGAGCUGAACGGACUCCCUGACAGAGUUCCUCACACCAGCAGCGACAACAACAACUCUGAACUGGACCAGCUGAGCAGGUUGGAUGCAGAGAAAUUACACGCUGACAGACAUGGUCCAAAAUGUGGUGAAGAAGAUGACGAUGAGGACGAUGAUUACUACGAGGAAGAGGAAGAAGAGGAAGAAGAUGAGUUGCCCAUAAUCACACAGAUCUUCAGUAUGGCCGACAGCCAGGUGAGCAGCGGUGUGGACAGUGAGAACCAGCUGAUGAAGCUGCUCCAGGCUCUGCGCUCCACCGUCAUGCCAAUCCUGUGGUACGCCAUCUUGGUGAACGGCCCUCAGCUGCAGAUCAUCCAGUGCUCCAAACAGUCCAACCUGACGGACGCCAUCGUGCUCAUCGACCCGGGCUUCUGCUAUCAGGUCACGGUCCAGAAGCAGCCGCUGCUCCCAACUCACCCGCUGUACGACAAAUACCCCGCGCAUCUCACCUCUGCGACCGAGGUGGUCAACCUGCUGCUGGGCCUGGAGGAGUACGUGGUGUGCCAGGGACUCCCCCCCAAAGACCCUCUAUUAAGGACAGGCCCUAUCAUACUGGAGCGAGCGUCAACCUGUGAUUUCUUGGUGAAGAAGAAGGUGAGCAUCUGUUCAAACUGCAGAGCGCUGCAAGGACUUUAACUGGAGCAGAGGGUCUUUGACAGGUCUCUGGUGCAACUUUGUGGUUUUUUGUUUACCGGCGUUGAUAAUAUAUAUGGUAUUUUUACAGAUUUACCUCCGGACUUUAACACGAUUAGUUGAUUUUGUUUUUUAAGAAUCACCAAAGGUAUUCCACAACAUUGUAAUCCAGGCACUUUUUUCCUCACGUCUUCCGUUUUGUUAGGAUUUGAACGGGUCGAGCUGAAAUCCAUUAGCUUGCCCUGUGGUUAGUCUGCUGUGAGUUGAUUCACACCCUUCCUUGAGGAACCAAUAACCCUACUCCAUCUCCAUUAAUACACUUUUGAUUAGUUAUUUAAGUCCUAAAUAUUGUCCCUCUCAGCCCAAAAAUAAAGAUGGAAUCCUUAGAAAUGCCCCCUCUUUUAUCUCUUCACCAGCAGUACUGACAACCGUGUCGACAACAUUGGUCACGUCUACCAGAUCUAAUGGAUUUACCCGGCAGCCUUCUGGACAAAACAAGUUAUGCUCUGGUUUUUAUUAUAUCUGGGCCAAUACAUCAGUUCCAGUUAUUUUCUUGAUUUGACUUUUAUUUUUAAAUAAAUGUUAUGAAGUCAUCAAAAGUUAAGAUACUGUUUUUCCUUCACUUCUGGCACUAACUUGAGGCUAACGGGGGGUUAGCCACAACAGAAAUAGUUUUACACGCAUAUGCCUCAAAAGACGAUGGUAGGAAUAUACGUUUGAUUGACAGAUCCGUUCAUGUAUUCACUUUUUUUGUACCUAUCUGUUUUUAAUGUAAUCAGAAAUCAACUUCAAAACACAUUUUAACUUGUUCCUGCAGUAUUGACUCUAACUUGAUGUGAACCUGUUAAAUGAUCUCCUUUACCAGAUACGCCUAAAAUAAUGGGAAAAAGAUGAUGAAAAUAUUGCGUUUUUCUACUCAAAUGUGUUUUUAUUGACAGAUCACAUAUGGAUUCACUCUUUCACCUAAUUUGUUUUCAAUAUAAUUGAAAAACAACAAAACAUAGCCAAAGGUGAACAGUGAAUUUACCAAAAAUAAUACAAAUAGAGAACACAUUUUGUGAAGUCCCUACUUCACCCCAAAUCAUUCCACUUUGUUUUAAAGAACCAGAUUAUAACAACCUACAACACUUGCAGCUUCAUGUUAGAGAGACAAAGAGGAACCACUACUAAUAAGAGAUCUGAGGUGGUGAUGCAAGGACACACGUGGGAGACUGAAGUCGAGAUAAUGAAAAAGGAAAGAUUAAAAACAGCCAUGUAAUGGUCCUGGGGUCCAGACAUCAAUUAUAGCUGACAAUUACUGCAGGACGGAAAAGUGUCCAAAUGACGGCGAGUUAGAUCUUCUAUUUAAAAACAACUACUUUUUAAACGCGGUGCAGUGAAGCUAUUCUGGUGUCAAAUUAAAAGCAGAUGAACCGUUUCAAACUAACGAGUGAAAAAAUAAUGUAUUCUUCUAUAACACUGCCUACUAAAUAUUUGUCCCCCAGGUAAUUUUUUUCUUACCGAUCUUUUCUACAUGCAACAUCAUUUUGGGCUGCAGCCAAACGUUAGCACUCAAUAAGCCAUUGUUUGUUUAUGUACAAUCCCUUUGGUAUGUACUUUUUUCUUUCCCACACUGAGACUUGUGUUGUAGCCCAAACUCCUGGAACAGAUGACGACUUUAUGUAUUUAUUAGGACGGUAGAUGGCGUGUUUAAUAACGUGUCCUUGCAUCAUGUCUAUUUAUGUCUUUGAAAUAUUUUCUCUUUGUUUAAAUUGUACAGUAAUUCAAUGUUGCUCCCAUUCCUCCUCUCCAUUGGGACGUUUAUGGAGUGACACGAUGACGUUCUCAAGGUGAAAGUUUAUGCAUUCUUAACAUAUAUCAGAUUUAUUUUUGGUAUCUCGGUUUCCUCAAGUAACUGUGUCGAUUUGGUAAUGUUUAACAUCAGUUGCUAUUCCUUUGAAAAGCUAUUGUUAUUGUUUCGCUUUGAAUUAAAACCUGUUCAGAGAAUUCAAACACA
Molecule: messenger RNA, 4633 nt
Organism: Gymnodraco acuticeps
Lineage: Eukaryota; Metazoa; Chordata; Actinopteri; Perciformes; Bathydraconidae
Gene: mbd1b
Product: methyl-CpG binding domain protein 1b
Exons: 17
Coding region: 196-2640 (814 amino acids)
Molecular function (GO): DNA binding; zinc ion binding
Source: RefSeq, a predicted model, not a curated record